AUGCCGCCGAUUCUGCGGGAAUGGGGAACCAAGUAUGGAGAGUUGUUCCGGACAAGAGCUGGAACAACAGACUUCAUCUGGCUGAAUUCGAAGGAGGCCGUCAAGGAGCUGUUCGAUAGGCGGUCUGCCAUAUACUCGAGUCGGCAGCCGAUGCCCAUGGCUUUUGACUGUGCUACAGGGGGAAAGAGGAUAACCUUCGCUCCGUAUGGGAAGACGUGGCGGGACUCGCGAGCCGUAUUCCAUAAGGUGCUCACGCAGAAGAUGGCGCAAGACUACUCCGUCAUCCAGCUCUUCGAAGCAAAACAGCUGGGCGUGGAUUUGCUGAACAACCCGCAAGACUUCUAUAUGCACAAUCGGCGCUACGCCGCUUCGGUGAUCAUGCAAGUGACAUAUGGCUGGCGAAUACCUAAGUGGGAUUGUCCCGAAAUACAUCGAAUCUUCCAAGUGCUAGGCCGAUUCGUGCAGUGUCGGAAACCAGGCCAGUGGCUCGUCGACGUCUUCCCUACACUUGCGAAGAGCAGACUCUUCAACAUGUUCUCCAGCUGGAAGCGUAUAGGGAACGAGUUCCACGCCGCGGAUAAUGCGACAUGGAUGGGGUUCUGGAACGAAAUGAAGCAAAAGGUGGCCGACGGGACGGCGCCCCAUUGCUUCGGCAAGAUACUGCAAAGAGACUACGAGAAGCAAGGCUUGACCGAGAGCCGGGCUGCAUGGAUAUGUGGCGGCCUGAUUGAAGCCGGCAGCGAGACAACAUCAGCCACUUUGAACAACUGCCUCUACCUCAUUCUCUCCAGUCCCGACUGCGUCGGCCGCGCUCACGAAGAACUCGACCGCGUGGUCGGCCCCAACCGCACGCCCACCUUCGAUGACGAGCCCAACCUCCCCUACAUCCGCGGUAUGAUCAAAGAAACCUUGCGCAUGCGCCCCAUCAACAAAUUCGGCAACAACCACUUCAACAUCGAGGACGACUGGUACAGUGGGUACUUCAUUCCCAAAGGCUCCAUAGUAAUGGCGAACUGGUGGUCUAUCCACUACGACGAAAAGUACUAUCCACAACCGGAUAAAUUCCUGCCGGAGCGCUGGCUCGACUACCCGCACAGCGCGUCAAAAGCCGCCGCGCUCCCUGACGGCACCCAGAGAGAUCAUCUGACGUACGGCGGCGGGCGGCGCAUAUGUGCGGGUAUACAUCUUGCGGAAAAGAGUUUGUUCAUCAAUGUUGCGAGGAUUCUUUGGGGUUUUGAUAUAGGGCUUGCGCGGAACGAGGACGGCAUGCCGAUUGCGUUAGACUUCUCGACUAAGAGCUUGCAGAAGGGGAGCUCGUCGGUGACGAGGCCGUUUCCUUGUGAAAUCAAAGCGCGGUCCCAGCAUCAUGAGAAGAUCAUGAGGGAAGAGUGGACCGUCGCGCAGAAGAAGGGAAUUGACUUUUCGCAUAUUCAGUGGUCGGUGUAA
Molecule: messenger RNA, 1446 nt
Organism: Trematosphaeria pertusa
Lineage: Eukaryota; Fungi; Ascomycota; Dothideomycetes; Pleosporales; Trematosphaeriaceae
Product: cytochrome P450
Exons: 5
Coding region: 1-1446 (481 amino acids)
Molecular function (GO): heme binding; iron ion binding; monooxygenase activity
Source: RefSeq, a predicted model, not a curated record